Messenger RNA from Solea solea (common sole), 2807 nucleotides. RefSeq names its product retinol dehydrogenase 10a (gene rdh10a). Gene Ontology annotation, molecular function: oxidoreductase activity, acting on the CH-OH group of donors, NAD or NADP as acceptor. Gene Ontology annotation, cellular component: lipid droplet. The coding region runs from base 354 to 1376 and encodes 340 amino acids. The transcript is spliced from 6 exons. Lineage: Eukaryota; Metazoa; Chordata; Actinopteri; Pleuronectiformes; Soleidae. The record is from RefSeq and is a predicted model, not a curated record.
GUGGACUGAAUAAAUAACGAGUGAGAUGCGGCUGAGAGGAUGAGAUGAGUGAAGGAGCAGCAGAGGAAGUAGGAGGCACACACUUCAUAGUAGCUGCUCAUAAACUCUCUGCUUCUGCAGCUGUGCGUUGUAGAAGCGUCUAGACUCUGAAUCCCGAGCAGCAUCUCGACGCUCUCUCUCCUCACUCUUCACUUCUUGCUCCUGUUUGCGUGUAAGCCUUGUUGUCAGCGUGUUCCCACGGCCACGCACCGCGAUCCAAGUUUGUCGCCUGCCUUUAACCGCACUUCUCUGCCGCAAACAGGUUGCCCACUAUCCCUGCGCGUGUCCUUCUGCUUCCAACUUGAUCGAUCAAGAUGAUGAUGAUCAUCGCUGAGUUCUUCGUGGUCAUUUUGAAAGUGCUCUGGGCUUUUGUCACCGCCGGGUCUAAAUGGGUAGUGCGGCCCAAGGAGAAGAGCGUGGCGGGACAGGUGUGCUUGAUCACCGGCGCCGGCAGCGGCCUCGGGCGGCUCUUCGCCAAGGAGUUCGCUCGGACGCGCGCGAUACUCGUGUUGUGGGACAUAAACAGCCAAAGCAACGAGGAAACGGCGGAGAUGGUGCGACAGAUUUACCAUGAACUGGACGCUCCCAUCACAAAAGACGGACCCAUUGGAGGUGUAGAGGAAGUCCCUCCCUUUCAGCCGCAGGUCUACACCUAUGAGUGUGAUGUGGGGAAGCGGGAGAGUGUGUAUUCCACAGCCGAGAGGGUGCGUCGAGAGGUGGGAGAGGUGGACAUACUGAUCAACAACGCCGGUGUGGUGUCUGGUCAUCACCUCCUGGAGUGCCCCGAUGAGAUGAUCGAGCGCACCAUGGUGGUCAACUGCCACGCACACUUCUGGACCACCAAGGCAUUUCUCCCCAAGAUGCUGGAGCUGAAUCAUGGCCACAUUGUGACUGUUGCCAGCUCUCUGGGUUUAUUCAGCACAGCUGGAGUGGAGGAUUACUGUGCCAGCAAGUUUGGUGCCAUUGGGUUCCACGAGUCACUGAGCCAUGAGCUGAAGGCUUCGGAGAAGGAUGGCAUCAACAUGACUCUGGUGUGUCCUUACCUGGUCGAUACUGGAAUGUUCCGAGGCUGCAGGAUAAGGAAGGAGAUUGAGCCUUUCCUGCCUCCACUGAAGCCAGAGUUCUGCGUGAAACAGGCCAUGAGGGCAAUUCUCACCGACCAGCACAUGAUCUGUACGCCUCGCAUCGUCUAUAUGGUCAACUUCAUGAAAAGCAUCCUGCCCUUCGAGGCCAUCGUGUGCAUGUACCGGUUCCUCGGCGCCGACAAAUGCAUGUACCCCUUCCUCGCUCAAAGAAAGGAAGCCAUGAACAACAACGAGGCAAAGAACGGCAUCUAAGGAGUGAGGGGGGGGCGCUGUUCCGCACACAACAAAUAGGGGCACAUGAGACGUGCAGGAAACAAACCACUGAGAAUGAAAAUUGGGGGAAUAAAAGGAGGAGAAGAAAAGACUGAAUUGAGACUGGUGCACUUGCAUUGAGCAAAUGCAAAGGUUUACCAUAUUGUUCCUCUGGAACAAAGAAAGCUGUGUACUACACAAAGGAUUUAUUUUGACUUUUGUUUUUGUGUCUCUCUCUCUCGUUUUUUUGUUUAUGUUGUUUAAAGAAACCAACAUCUAUUUACUAUGUCACUAGUUUUGAAAUCAUACAGAAAAGAUAUCCAUUAAUUAACUAUUUACAUAAAGUAGUCACCAGCCUUAUCUAGUGUCAUCGUGGAACUAUACAGUAUGUUACUGUACAAACAGUAAAAAGUUGUUUUUGUUUUUUUUCACUUUUAUUUUAUUUUGUAGACAUGCACUGUAAUUUCAGAUUGUGUUUUUUUUUCUCUCUACACUGCCAGCAGCCUACGCCCCCCCCCCACCCGAACUGAUCCCAGUCUGUGCCAUUUAAUUAAAUAACCCCGAGACACAUAUUUCACAUUUCAACUUUCACCGUAUUUUGUUUUCGUUGGAACAUUACGUUAAUAAUGAAAUCCACGCAUUCCUAAUGGGACAUUCAGUGGCCAGAUUUUUGGCUUUCUUUCCACAGGAAGUCGCCCCCCCCCCCCCCACCCCCACCCUGGCUCAAGGUUCCUGCCAUUUCACGUCAGCGUUGACAAAGCUCUCUAAUGAGAAGUGGACGAGGGAGUCGAUGGGGAGAAAAAUGGGAGAAGGAAAAACUAAUUAGUCUCUUCAUUUGUCUUUAUUUUUUUAAGAUCUGUGGUGUUUAUAUUGUAAAUUUGUGUUGCCAAUAUUAUUUGUUUAAAAAAAAAAAGAACAAUAAAAAACAACAAAGGCUGUAACUCCAGGUGAACCGCUGUCCCAUACUGAUGAUGUGUGUUUGAGGGAAAUGUAUUAAGGACACUAGCUUUUUUUUUAAACAUCCCUUUUCCCAAAGUAACACGUUAACUCCCAUCCAUUGUCCUCCGUGUACAGUUAAAGUGAAAUGUAAAUGUUUAAAUGUUGUGAAUACACCCCCGUUUCCCCCCCCAAAAAAAGCCUCUCUCCACCAUAUUUUUGAUUAUUAAUAUUUUAUAUUCCUUUGGGACGACAAGAGUUUUUGAAUUUCAAUUACAUUCCAUUAGGCGUCAUUCCUUCAUUCAGUGAUGAGCCUAAAUUCUCUACCUCUUCAUUAUUAUGAUUUUUUUUUAUUUCAACAGUAUGACAUAAGCCUCCUUUUUUCAUUUUGUAAUUUUUCUGAUGACUGCUCCAUGACGGAGCACAUGUGGUUCCAUUGUUUAGUGUCUCUACCUAACUUAAAUUAAUAAAAAAAAAAAGUGAUUUAGAUUAUAA